Messenger RNA from Sarcophilus harrisii (Tasmanian devil), 3639 nucleotides. RefSeq lists its product as uncharacterized. The record is from RefSeq and is a predicted model, not a curated record. The transcript has 3 exons. The coding region runs from base 881 to 2191 and encodes 436 amino acids. Lineage: Eukaryota; Metazoa; Chordata; Mammalia; Dasyuromorphia; Dasyuridae.
GGAAAAAAUAAAAUAUUAUUAAGUGGGGGGAAAAGGAGAGGAAAGAAAUCUCUGCUCAGAGCCUAGACUCUAUUUGGGGCUAGUGAUACCUAGCUGGAUAUCAAAGUUGGUUUCUCUAUGGGGCAAUGCCCCUUUUCUUGCAGAUCUGGCACAAAGCUGGGUUGUUGAACAAACUUAGAGUCCCUAGAGAUAUAGAGCUUGUAAAAGAGCCAGUGACCUGCUCAUAAAUAUAUGACCAUUGUCAAGUUUCUUACUCUGUCUAAACUUUAACUUUCUCAUCUGAAAAUUACAGUUACUUUAAUAUUCAUUAUAUACUAAGUCAGUUAGACUUUCAGGACCAAAUGUGAUAAUGGAGACUGACCUGAUAAUAAGGUUGGCUUGAUAAUAAAGUUAAAUCAAACCAACUCAAAAAGAAAGGAGUGUCCUGAUUUUAAUUCAGAAUUACCAGCUCCAUAAUAGAUACAAAUAACACUUAAACAAUAAAACUCAAUUAUCCAAAGUAGAAGAAAUAAGAGAAGGAAGACAUGGGAUAAUAAAGAAACCAGAUAAAACAGAAUGGAGAAUCUUUUUACAUUGGCAAUAAAGUAACUCGGCUCAAUCAAGAGAGAGAAUUGUAGAUAUCAUAGAAGAGGAAGUUCCCCAAAGUUUCUAGUACAACAAGCCAGAGACAGAGACAUGACUGAGAUUGAUGUUAUCCAGAAAUGUCCAGCUCUUCUGUAAUUUCCCUGCCAAAGACACUAGAGUGGUUUUCCAUUUCCUUCUGCAAUUCAUUUUACAAAGGAGAAAAUUGAAACAAACAGGAUGAAGUAAGGUUCCCAGGGUCCCACAUCUGGUAAUCUGAAGCUGGAUUUGCACUCAGGUCAUUCUGAUUCCAGGUGCCAUGUUCAAUCCACUGCUCCAUCUAGCUGCCCUAUUAGUUCCUUCUUUGUCUUCCUUCCUAGAGUCUUUUUUUUUUCUUUCAACAAUUUCUUCAACUUUGGAAGUGGGAUUGGCCUCAUUCAUCUUUCCUGAGGAAACUAGAAGCCAGAAAUUCCUGAAAUGGCUCAAAGCUUCAAAAAAGACUCCAAGAAAAGCUGAAUUUCUCUUCUUGCAAACCUCACUCAGCCUGCUCACACAAGGUGCAAGUGAUGCAAUAGAAAUAAUUGCACAAGGACCAAGACAUUACUUUGGGGAUUUAUACAAGAAAACUUCAAACAUAACUCAUUUCACUGAAUACCUUUCGGUCAGAAAUGAAAAACUCACGGAGUCUGAAAGAGUCCAAUUACUGGAAAAAAGGAACACAUAUUGGUUGCCUCUAGUUUCUCAACUAGAAGCAAGGCUGAAGUUAACACCUUGUGAAUCUGUGGAAAGAAGUAAAUACAUUUUGGAAAUGGGAGAGAAAGAAGAACUGUUAGCACCAAGUAAAUCAAGAAGCCAGCCUAAAAUCAAAGAAGCAAUACGUUCAAUCUUCCUUCUGGCCCAAGAUCUAGCCACGUCAUGUUCAAAUUGCAUCAAAAGCAGAGCAUGUAAAUAUAGUUCUGAUGAACAAUUAGAGCUUUCUUUCUCAGAACCAGAAUUAAAAGACUCCUUUGUGUGUUCCAUGUUCUUACUUGAGUCCCAGCUUGCUGAAGAUGAUAAAAAUGAAGACGGGAGCAAUGAUGAUGAUGGUGGUGAACUCAAUUAUGAAGUCAUAUCUGACAAGGAUGAUGAACACUAUAAGGAUGCUGCUGAUAUACAAGACAAUUUUAAGUUCCAGGAUAAGUGUGCUGAUGUGACUGAUGGCUGUAAUGCUAAUCAUUAUAAUGAUGGUAGCCAGCAUGACAACACCAAAGAAAUAGUUUAUGGUUAUGACCAAGAUGAUAAGGACAUCUACUAUGAUGGUGGCAGCAAUUGUAUGGAUAGCCAUGAUGAUGAUAAUAGAAAUAUAGAUAAAGAAACCCAUAUUAGCUGCAAUAGUCUUAGGAACAGAAUUGGUGAUAAUGGUAAAGACAAAAAUGGAAAUGCUGACAGCCUUUUUGAUAAAAGGAAUAAUGAUAGAAUUAAUGAAAAAGACAAUAACUCCAGUUAUGGUGAUGAUGAUGAUGAUGAUGAUGAUGAUACAACAUGCUGGAGGGUAACAUUUACCAUUCUGAUGCUGACAAUCUGGCUAGUGAUGCUAGUGGUGAUGAUGAUAAUGAUGGUGCCAAUUGUGAGAAACCAACUGAAAAUAUAGCAAUAUCAAUGUCAGUGACAGCGAUACUGAGAGCAGUGCUAAUAGAGCUAUAAUAUCACUGCCAAUGGGGAUAUCUAUGGUUAUGACACUACCAGUAAUAACAACAAUGGCACAGACAUGAAACACAGAUCUGAAGUACACUAAUAAAAAUGGUGAAACAAUAAGAUGACAUUUGUCUGUCACUCUUUAGCUAGUCUUUAAUGACAGUCACUUUUCCCCUAGUUUUUUGGUACCACUUGCAAAAAGGCUGCUAAGAUAUUUUUUUGGUCAUAUGCAUAUACUCCUAUUUUCAAUUUCUUUGGGAGCUUUAGCUUUGUUACGGGCAUUGAUCGAACUUUAUUUGUCAAGAAACACCAGCAAGAAGAACAACCACAAAACUAUCAAAGUGAAUGUUGCAAAAUGAGAAACAACAAAGAUACUUUGAAGUAAAGAGAAGACAUUCUAUCCCACUUCUUUGCAAAGGUGGGAGGACCAUGAGUGUGGCACAUAACUUCUUUUGCCAAUUUUUCCAAAAUAAUUUUGCAUGUUUAAAAAAUUUUUCCAUUCUCCCCUCCCUAAAUUUGUUGUAUUGCAUGAUUGUAGAGGCUUGAGGAGAAAUAUUGGAAACUUUAAAAGUGGGAAAAAACCAGAGUAUAUCAAUAAAAAUUUAUUUUAAAUAAGACCACUGUUUUUGUAAGUUUUGUAUUAAGCAUUUUCUCUUGGAUUUAAUAAUUGGUCAUUAAUGUAACAGCAUAAAUAUUUCUCUCAGUCAUCUGAAAGUUUGGAGAGUUUUGAUCUUUACUUACCAUUUUAAAAAAAAUCUUUGCUUGAACUCUAUACAUGAUAUGAAUUUUGAUGUCUAUUGCCUAAAGGAAGACUCUUAAAGGAUCCUUGAAGAUCUGGUUGUAAAAUGCGCCAUUCUGUCUCCUGAUAUCUAGAGAGAAAAGAAAACAGUGAACAGAUCUUUUAUAGGAAAUAUAACCUUGGGGAUUUGAUAUCAUAACUUGGCUUUCUGAUUGCAUAUGGUAAUGUGAGGUUACUAGAUAUCUCCACUUGAGAUGGGAUUGUAAUCAAAAGUCCAAUUGAACUAUCAGUGGUCUUCCAUGCUUGCCUCAGACUUACAGAUUGUUUACAAUAAUUCAGGCUUUCUUUGCUAAGGCAACCUUGGUCCUAAUCACUUCUAAAAUGCAUAUUUUUAAAUUUGUGUCACAAUAAGGAACUACUGAACUUCUUUCAAAUCUUUUGAAUAUUCACAAAUACCUAUUUUUAAAAAUAUCUAAAUAUAUAAUGUUGUACUAGCUCUUGCUUGGCCCAUCCCCCUGCUUACCUAAGCAUUUUGCAAGCAGAAUGUAAUGUCCUUGUACUCUGAGGUCAGAGCACUCUGUCCUAUAUCCUAUUCUUGGUACUUCCCUGCUUUCAAUAAGGUUAUAAACUACUAAUGUCUGCUUCUGUAUCUUCCUGCUUAUAAA